UUUGUUUAAAAAAAAAAAAUAAUAAUAAUAAUAAAAGAAAUAAAUUUGAAAAAUAAAAUAUGAAAAAGGACGAAUGCCUUAACCGUAGUCUCAGCAAAACCGAGGAGAUUUAACAAAAAUGAAAGAAAUAUGCAUGUGGCGACAACGAUAUAUAUAAAAUCAUUUAAAAAAGUGUAUUUAUUGUUUAAUAUAUUUUUUGAAAAUGCGUUUUGGCUACGGAAUUAAGUUGCAUCAAAACAUAUUCGUUUGUAUAUACUUAGUAUAAAAAAAUGUUUUUAAUUAAGAUUUUUUUCGAUGAAUGACACAGAAAGGAAAACGGAUGUUAUGUUUGUUGUAAUUUUAAUAGGUACCGAAAAGUAUACACCUGCCGUUAGCUGGUCUCCCUGCGACGCCGCGUGUGCUCAUGUGCAGUGCUUCAGUGGGCACGGAAGGUUCGGUUACUUUAAAAUUACGCGAUGCCAAUUCAUCGUCCUCGCCUUCGUCCGAUUCCAAUCAAUCAGUGUCGACAGUCGCAUCAAACGCUUCAAAUGCAGUCAACAGUUUGGAUAAUGCGUUAACUAUUGGUUAUCCGGAUCCGGAAAUGUUGGCUGAUGUAUUGGGCACUUUGCAAACGGCUUCCCUAAAUAAUAAUAACAAUCAUUAUCGUAGCAAUAGUAAUGAUUGCAAUAGCAAAGUGCAAAUAAAUAAAUUAAACACAAUAGUAACAACAGGAGCGGCAACACCAACACCAACACCAACAUCAACAACAACAGCAACAGCAACAGCAACAGGAACGACAACUAACAGUGAUAGCAAUCCCAAUAAUAUCAAUACCAAUCAUAUUAAUAAUAAUCAAAAUAACAAUGUUGCGAAUACCAAUAAUAAUUGCAUUAACAACAUUAAAAACUGUGCGAAUAAUUUAAAAAGUCGUGUAACCAUUAGUCGUCGUACCUCAAACGUAGCGCACAGUUCACAAACCCAAAAAGAUUCCCCUAAAUGUACGAUAGCGGCCGCUGUUCAAACUGUAUCCAUUUCAACAAAUACCACCAACAAGACUAACAGUUACAUUAAAAAUUGCUUGAUACGCAGUAGCAGUUGCAAUAAUACCACCAAUAUUACGUCAUUGGCUCAAAUAAUGAGCAAUAGCAGUUCGAGUAACGGCAACAGCAACAGCAACAGCAACAGCAACAGCAGCAGCAAUAAUAAUAAUAACGCUAGCAGUACCUUUCAACAAUUUCAAAGCAGUAGCAACAGUAAUUUGUCAUGCAGCAAUAGCAACAGCAAUUGCAGCAGUAACAGUAACUACAGUUCAAACAGUAACGAUAGUUGUUUUAGUAUAACUAGUAGCAGCAAUAGCAGCAGUGGCAAUAUAAGUGUACGUUGUGCCCCCAUUCCCUGUAAUCGCAAAGUUCCUGUUUCAUUAACAAAUCCACCGAAAAUAUUGAAAAAAAACCGUUCAAAACUAUCUUCGCCUAGCCGUCACGGUCCACAACAGUGUCAGAUUUGCAAUAAAAUAUUUGGAAAUGCAUCAGCACUGGCUAAACAUAAAUUGACGCACAGUGACGAACGGAAAUACGUGUGUGUUAUGUGCUCAAAAGCAUUUAAACGACAGGAUCAUUUAAACGGUCACAUGAUGACGCAUAGAAAUAAAAAACCAUACGAAUGUAAAGCUGAGGGCUGUGGUAAAUCUUAUUGCGAUGCACGUUCCCUGCGUAGACAUACCGAAAAUCAUCAUGCUGGCGUUAUAACCCCGCAAAAUCAAAACUUGUCAUCUAUUAAUGUCAAUUGUUCAUCAGCAAAUUUAAGUUUAUCACCAGCUACCGCAAACGGAGAUGCAAGCUCACCAGAUGGUGCAACAUGUUUGGGUACGUAUCUUUCGAAUGGCGGUACAGUGGUUGAUGCGUCAACUGGUUUAGCUUUAACUGAAGACGAGGUGAAGGCUUUAAAGACCAAUGUUACAUUGCUAUCACCCACCUCUACUCUUUCUUCUUCUUCGUCGUCGGCUAGUAGUAUCGCGUCGGCAUCGACUGCGGCCACUAUAACUUUAACAGAUAGCGGUGGCAAUAUGGAGGGCGAAGGUCUAACCCCCGAACAAUUAGAUUUGAUUAGUAAAAUUAUGCGUCAAACUAAGCAAACAACAGCACAGGUAACCGUGUCCUCACACUCCAGUUCACAAUCCUAUAAAAUUGACACAUCACCGGCCCAGACGCAAACACAGAAUCCAAGACCACGAACCUGGAAUAUGCAAUUGCUAAACACUACUCAGAACUUGGCCAUUACCGUGGAUGAGGUGUCCAAUGAUGCAAUAACUCGCAAUAUAGAUUCACCACUAUUGGCCAUGGACGCUAAGGAGGAGGAAGUCAAAAUCGAUUUAACUUCCGGCUUGAAUUCCUCUUCCUUAUUAAAUGUAGUUAAAAUUGAUCAGAAGCCAGUGGAAUGUAAUUUAUGCCAUCGCAAAUUUAAGAAUACGCCAGCUUUAAACGGUCACAUGCGUUUGCAUGGCGGUUAUUUUAAAAAAGAUCCCGAGACUAAAAAAAGCGAAAAAAAGGAGAAUAAUGGUCCGCCUUUGCAAACAGCUAGUAUUGGUGUUCGAGCCCUAAUCGAAGAGAAAAUUAUUAACAAGCGAAGUAGAGAUAUAAAUAAGGGUUCUUUUGCCGUACCUGCUCCGCCUGCCAAUAAUUUAGCCAAUAAUCCGAUCUUGCGGAGAUCAAUUAGCGAUUUGGAAAAUUUCCUAAGCUCUAAAAGUCAGACAAGUUCUGGUAGUUGCAUAACAUCGAAUCUAAAUACGAUGCCUACCCCAUCAGUCGCUUUUAAAAAUAAUAAUAGAACUAUGCUCAAUGCCCAGGAUAUGGGUUUACCUCAGAGUAUUGAAAUUUUCAGUACCAAACAACAAAAACCAAUGAAUAAUGUGAGCGUGGGAGUGGGCACGAAUCUCACUCAGCUGAAUAGUGAAUGCAAUUCAGUGACAACGACAGAAAAACCAGGAACAACGACGUUGAACACAACGACUUCUACAGGAACGACAACCCGCAGCACAUCAACUGAUCCAAAAGAUUCCACUUUAAUUGAAUUAUUAAAGAGAGGAACACGUAUCGCUGUCACGUCCAAGCAAGCAUCAAACGCACCAUUGGGUGGCGUGACGCGUCAAAUUGUUAACACCGCCACAACAACAAAUUCUCCUUCAAGGGCCGUACUUAUACCCUCCGAUGUACAAGUUAUUAAUAACAAGGUUAAGCUGGCAACUACAACCCAACAAGAAAUCGAGAAUUCAUUAAACAAUUGCCCAGAAUCCAGUGGUAUAUCGUUAGCGCAAAAUUCCCCAUUGUCCUUGACCUUAUCGCAGAAUGGAGAUGUCAAUGCAGAAGUGUACACUGUCACCUAUGCUAGUGACAAUUCGAAUUUGUUUGAAGAAACUGAGGUUUACAAUGUCAGCGAGGCCGAAAUGCUAUUGCAAACAGUAGACACAAUGCAAUUGUUGAAUGAUUCCAAUCAUGAAAACCUGCUCAAAUCUUCUGAACAUUCCGAACAAUAUGAAAUUAUAGAUAAUAAUGGUCAAGUGUUGCAGCCCGCUUGUCCAACGGAUAUUAAUAAUGGCUCAGAAUGUAAGCAACAACAACAAAUUUUGCCGAAUUUUCAACAUUUCCAUUCCAAAGAACUACUAAUGAAUCCUUUAACUCAAUCCAAUGGAAAUUUAAAUUCCUUGUCCAUGCCAUUAGUUGAACGGAAACAACUUUACGGGAGGCUGAAUUCACCUUUGCAUUCUCCGUUAGCCUAUCCGACUCCUCCCUCCAGCCAUGAAAAUGUUACACAAACUUCUCCCUACGUAGACGAUAAUCAACAGUAUGGCGAAACAUCGAAUGUCUUUUUUAGUGAAUCGUUAAUAAGUAACGCUUCAACAUGUGCAAAUGGAGAAAUGGAGAAUGAAAAAAUAACAAAAUUAGGAAAUAUUAUGGGAGAUAAUAAUUUCGAUAAUAAUAAUAUUAAGAUGGAGGAUUUACUUAGUGAUACCAAUACGGAUGCGGAACGUGAUUUAAGAGAAUUCGCCGAAGCCAAUCUUUCAUUUCUAGAUGAGGAACAAGAAUUUCUAAAUGAUUCGGGCAACGCUGCAUCUCCAUUGUCAGAGUCUUUCUUUAACGGUGGCAUAGGUUCAGUAGAAGAGGUAAAAGAAGUAUUACGUGAGGUCUUAACCGAAGAUCAAAUACAAAUUAAUUGCGAAAGUCAAUCAGAGAAUAUAAUCGACUUGUAUUACUUGCCAUGCUUAAGUUUGCAAUCGCAAAUGAUGCCAAAUUCGGAAGAUCCGUUGCUGUCAUCGUCACCUCGUGAUUUUGGUCAACAGAAAUUGACUCAAACGGCAAAUAAUACAAGUCAACACAUUCCUCACCAACAACAAUCAAAUCUAAAUUCAAAUGCCUCGACCAGUACAAGCCAGAAUCCCUACCUGCAGAGUAAUAAUGCCGCGAUUUCAGUACAACUACAACAACAACAACAGCAGCAGCAGCAGCAGCAACAACAGCAACAACAGCAACCAUCACAACAGCAGCAAGGCGUAUUAAAGAUGCAGCCACUGCAAACGCAACAAAUGCCUUCAGAGAUUAAUCAGGUUAUUGUAACAGUACCGGCCAAUGGUUGUGGCAAUACGGCCUCUAUCAUGCAGUACAAUUUUCAAAAUACACCGCAAGUACAAAUUCCAACAAAUACCCAGCAAUAUAUUGACUCCGCCAAUCAAUCACAUACACAAGCUAGCAAUAGCAGCAGUAGCAAUAGAACAAUAACAGCGCAGUUAAAUGAGGCCUUAACGCAGCCCCUUGUUUACACAGGAACCACCGAAAGAUCAGAAAUGAAAUUAAUGCCAACGCAAAUUAAUAAUCGCCUUAAUUUAAAUAUUGAGCAAAGGCAACAAGAGACCCAACAACAACGGUUGCAAAUUACUGAUGUCUUAAAUAAUUCUAAUAUUUAUUAUGGACAAAUCGCAUCCAAUGAACAGCAACAACAAACGCCACAGUAUUGUCAAACGUCAAAUGCGACGAAUAGCACGUCAGUGUUGACUACCAUUCUACAGCCAUUAUCCAAUCAAACUAAUUCCAUAUUAAAAAGACGUCUAAGAGGUUAUAAUUCCUCGGAUUCGGGCUCAUCUGGUUAUCAGUUAAAGUUCCAAACUUUAUCACCGUACCGAUCUAAAUUAAGGAAACCCUCAAGGACUCAUUAUACACCUGCUCCAAUUUUAAAUCCUGCGCGCAAAGGUCACGGUUUGUAUUGCAACAUUCUUAAGGAAUCGAAUACGAAUCUUUCAGCAUUUGAUGCCUUCGACGAUGAUUUCGAAGACUCAGUGGGCUUAGUCGAUUUCUCCGAUGUGUCUAAAGUUAAUUUAGGAUCGGCCUAUCAAGCUGCCAUACCAAUUUUUAAAGAGCGAUCCACAUUAACGGCAAUCGAUGAGCCCGUAAAAGCGGAACUCAUGUGGAAUCCGGACAUUCAAAGAGAUGAAAAUAUAUUGAUGCGUUUUAUAGAUCUCAGCAAAUCAUCGGCGACGCCUUCGGGCAGUCAUACAGAAGAAAUAGCAUUAAAGACACUGCUUAAAUCCCAUGGUAAUACCGCUUCAGCAGUUUUAACUUUACUACAAACCCAGUCAAAUCCAUUCCAAAUGAAAUGGUCCGCCCAAGAAUUGGAAACUUUCCUAAAGGGAUUGGAGAAAUAUGGCAAGGAAUUUAGCAAAAUUUCUAAAGAGCUCGGUUCGAAAACAACUGGAGAAUGUAUACAAAUCUAUUAUUUUUGGAAGAAGCUGUGUGUAGAUUACAAGGUGACCCACCUAAAAACUGAAACACCGCCAGUUAAUCACAGCAAUGAAGUGAAACCAUACGUAUGUGAACAACCUGAUUGCUCAGCGAGCUUCUCUUCAAAAGCUGCUCUGCAUGGCCAUACUCGCAUACAUACCUAUGGUCGCAAUAGCCACAAUAAUAAUCACAGUGCCACUAAUCCAAACGCUAACAACUCCUUACCCGGCUCGAUCAGUUCAACUAGUGCAUGUACCGCCUCAUCUCAGGCACUUAGUCACUCAGUAAAUUUAGUAAAUAAAGAUAACACCACUGCAACCAAUACCAAAGAUAUCAACAACGAUUUCCCCUGCAAGGUGUGCGGCAAAGUAUUUAAUAAAAUCAAAAGUCGUAGCGCUCAUAUGAAGACCCAUCGUGUACCGGAGAAUGAAACAACUGUACAAAAUGCUAAUCAAAAUCAAACACAUCAACAACAACAACAACAACAACAAGCUAAUAAUCACUAAAAACCAUUAUAUGUAUAACAAAAAAAAAAAAAAAAAAAAAAAAAAAAUUAUUUGCAUUCGUAAAAUUAUUGAUAACUUCAGAAAGGUAAUUUUCAAAACACUUUGAUUUCAAGCAAUUUGAUUGAAUAACAAACAACAAGCAAAGAGAGUUAGUGUUAGUUAUAUAGUUUUCAGAAAUGCUAAAGUUAAUGAAGACAUAAGUAAUUUAUUGGCAAAUUGCUAUUCAUCUCAAACGUUUUGAUUUACCUAAACUAUAAGAGAAAACAUUAAACACACAAGCACACAAAAACACCGAUUUUUUAAGUACGCCACCCAAGUAUUGAUUAAAUUUGUCUUCAUUUUCAAGUAUUAGAAAAGAUUUUAUGUUGAACUUCUACGCACUUAAACAGUUCACGAUAAAACAAUUGCAAUUUGUUUUCUCACUGUUCUAAUAUAAGAGCAUAUGACCUGCGAAAAAUCGAGUAGCCGUAUUCUGGACAUCCUCACAAGCCGCAAGACUCUUCAUAGGCAUUUUUUGUUCUUUCUUUUUGGCUUGGCAACUUUGUUUCGUAACCGACUUGAUAUUGAUUGUUGGUCCGGAACCUCAAGUCUGAUGCAAAGUCACAUUCACUAUAAAUAGGCAGCACAGUCACAGCGAUUGGUCGCGAUGCAAGAAUACGACAUCGGUAUGAAUCGGUUUUUUUUUUUUUUCUUUGGUUUUUCUUUUUUUCUAAAGGUCAACAUUAAAUAUUGCUUCUAGCAUCACUCAACAUCGAAGUAUAUAAAUUCUUGAUCAGUUUAGGCCUUUUGAAAUGUUAAUCAUGUUUAUAUGUCCGUCCAUCCUGCUAUUUGUUAUUAUUAAAUAUUAAACAAGAAAUUUUAAUAUUUUUUUAUAUUUAUUUUUAAUUGGCUACCGAUCAUCUUGCAUUGAAUAUAGUUCGUUCAUAAACACUCUAAUAAUAAAUAAUAGAUUCUAACUUCUUAAACGCAAAUGAACGAUCUAUGACAGGAAUUUAUUGCGAAUAAAAAUUUGACCUUGAAAUGAUGUUAAUUCAUCGGUUACAUAUUCAUAAGCUGCGUUUUGUAUACCCAUCGUACCGAAGAGUGAUUCAUUUUGUGAUUCAUUUUGCUCGCAAAGCUCAGAAGGCAAUGUUAGACAUGUCACAAAGUAUGGGUAUUCUUCAUUAGCACUAAAUUCUGAACCGAUUUAAACAUGUCCAUCUAUCCACUUGUCGGUCUGCGUUAUAUCUGUUUAUUGUCCCAGCCUCAAAAACGAAACCAUCAGUUUCAACCCGCACGCAAGUGGGCAUUGAAGAUGGAUGGUCGAAGUAUACGUCCAGAGUGUCACGUAAAGUGAGAACAAUUUCAAUUACCGUGUUUUUUGCUCAUUACUUAUAAACUAGAACAGAUAAAUGUACAAACGUAUAUUCUCUGGACGAUGCUGUCGUGCCUGUACAAUAAUAUAAUAGACGCUGAGCACGCCUACCCAGUAUUAUAUUUUCAAAAAAGAAAGCUUCAGAAACCACGUAAAGAAGAUAAAUUCUUGGCCAAUUUCAAAUGCGAAAUGCACGUCCCAAAGCAUGUCUGUCUGUUUGUCUACCUGUCUAUCCGUCUGCACAGCUAUUUAAUAUCCGUGCAAUUUGCAAAAGAGUUUCAACUAAAUAAAUCAAAGGAGGCCAAAGGAUACGCCUGCAAUGUCCACACACCUAUGCAAAAGCAAAAGCUGUGAACAUAUUUGCUUUCGAGCCGCGCUCACCCAACAUUAGGAAAUAUAAAAAUUUCUCUUCCUUUAUAUUGAAUAUUUGUUUUUUUUUUUUUUUUUUGCCCUAUUAAGGCUUCUUGUAAAGCAAUUAUGAGUCUCUGAAUGGUUCCUAUCCAUAACACGUUCAAUAUAAAAUAAUUUUACUUGCGCUUGUAACAAUUAAUAUCACAUGAUUACUGUUUUGGAAAAAAGCUCUAUUAUUUAUUUGAACUCGAUUGAAAUCACUUAGAGCGUCCGAAAUCUCUCCUACAUAGCAUAUGUCAUAAUAGUUAUCAAAGUAUUAUUAUAUAAUUGAUUUAAUCAAAGACAUAAAUUUAAAGGUUGAAGUCUUAAAGCACUAGCAUAGCUACUGAGGCUAUCGGCUUUAUUGAAAACUUGAACGCACUCGUGAUUUGAAUACGAACGACCAUUAUGAGUUGUUAGUCGAGAUCGAACUAUUUGAAAUAAUUUCUAUCCUUAUUAUAAAUUGAAAUUUUUACACAAUUUAUGAAAUCGUUUGAUGAAAACGUUGCAACUGUUUUUAUUAUGAACUGUUUAUAACAAUAAACAAAAUAAUAAUAAAAAAAAAAACAAACAAACAAAAAAAAGCAAAAAACUCUUUUAAAAUAAUUAAACAGAAUCUAGUCAUUGUUAUUAAUUUUAAUUAAAAAUUAUAAUCAAAGGAAAUUCAAAGAUAGAAAAAGGCUCUAUAUAUUUUUCAAUACAAAAAUGAUAAAGAGUGAGAUUAAAUAAAUAAAUCAAAAAUAAAUAAUAACAAAAA
Glossina fuscipes is the source of this 8754-nucleotide messenger RNA. Its product is annotated as homeobox protein 5. Gene Ontology annotation, biological process: regulation of transcription by RNA polymerase II; negative regulation of DNA-templated transcription. Lineage: Eukaryota; Metazoa; Arthropoda; Insecta; Diptera; Glossinidae. Bases 404 to 6253 code for a protein of 1949 amino acids. The record is from RefSeq and is a predicted model, not a curated record. Gene Ontology annotation, cellular component: transcription regulator complex; histone deacetylase complex. Gene Ontology annotation, molecular function: transcription corepressor activity. The transcript is spliced from 12 exons.